AUGUUUAACAAUAGCUCCUCCAUCUCCCGAUCUCCUCUCAGCCGUACAAUCCUCGCCAGCCCAUACUUACCACCCAACGGUGUCAGCCCGCACCAACCUGCCCCCGCAGCUAGCAACACCCUCGCACCCUCCACGUUGCCACAUCUCACAGCCCUCCCCAGAGAGCUAUACCCAAAGGGAUCGACCUCUUUCACCGAGGCCCCAUACUCUAAGGCGACCUUCAACGUUUUACUGCACCCAUUCUGCACCAGUAGUGCGAGGAUAUCCUUCGGCAUAGAGCAGUUGAUUUUGAGACACCGGCGCAUAGUCUCAGCGGAGUCUGACAGGGCGGCCCAGACGAGGAGUUCGCGGUCAUUGGAGACGAUGAAGUCGUCGAUCGCACAGGUGAUGAAUUUGUUGUUAUUCAGCGAGCGGCAGGUACAGGUCAGGGAGCAGAGGGAGUAG
Messenger RNA from Morchella sextelata, 444 nucleotides. RefSeq lists its product as uncharacterized. The coding region runs from base 1 to 444 and encodes 147 amino acids. The transcript has a single exon. The record is from RefSeq and is a predicted model, not a curated record. NCBI's taxonomy places the organism in Eukaryota, Fungi, Ascomycota, Pezizomycetes, Pezizales, Morchellaceae.